AUGGCUGUUAAGCGUCCCGUUAAGACUACGGCUGUUAAGCGUCCCGUUAAGACUACGGCAGUUAAGCGUCCCGUUAAGACUACGGCUGUUAAGCGUCCCGCUCUCGCCUCCCUCCAAGUUAAGCGCCCCUCUCUCGCCUCCCUCCAAGGUAGAACUGUCGAUGUUGACGCAACACCCACGAGAAUAACCCCAAAACGAGAAGCGAAGUCCAAUAAUCCGUACUGUAUAAAGUAUGAAAAGGAUCAAGCCGCAGACGGUGAGGAUAGCAGCAAUCGUAAACGAAAGUUGUCUGGCCACAACAGCGACCGACCAACCAAAACUCUUGACCCUGGAGGUAAGGAACCCAAAGGUAAGGAGGAAAAGCAAAAGCCACAAGGGUUUGCCUAA
Molecule: messenger RNA, 387 nt
Organism: Sphaeroforma arctica JP610
Lineage: Eukaryota; Ichthyosporea; Ichthyophonida
Exons: 2
Coding region: 1-387 (128 amino acids)
Source: RefSeq, a predicted model, not a curated record